GCAUAGCCCCUAUCUCCCAAUAGUGUACAGGUCAAUGAGGAACUCUUUCAUGCAAGGACACUUGGUACUCCACAACUGUAGGGGGUGGUAAAUUCAACAUUUUAUGUUUUCAACAAAGCGGUAGUCCAAAAGUAAGAAUUGUCCACAAUGCUUUAGAUAGACCUCAUUUGUCUACAUUAUAAUCGAUAAAGAUGAAGUUGUACUGUCUGUCAGGUCACCCCACCCUGCCUUGCAAUGUCCUCAAAUUCAAAUCCACCACCAUCAUGUUGGACUGUGGGCUGGACACUACCUCUGUCCUGCAGUUUCUACCACUGCCUCUGGUGCACAGCCCAAGGCUUUCCAAGCUCCCUGGAUGGGUGUCUAAAGAUGGCACAAUAAACCUUGAGAAGGAGCUGAAAGAGUGUGCAGGUCGUGUCUUUGUAGACUCACAGCCAGAGUUCUGUCUCCCUGAGAAAGAGCUGUUGGACCUGUCCACCAUAGAUGUCAUCCUGAUCUCCAACUACCACUGUAUGAUGGCCCUGCCUUACAUCACCGAGCACACAGGCUUCACUGGGACUGUGUACGCCACAGAACCAACGCUGCAGAUCGGCAGACUUCUGAUGGAGGAGCUGGUAAACUUCAUGGAGAGAGUUCCCAAGGCCCAGUCUGCUACCUGCUGGAAGUAUAAGGAAAUUCAAAGGCUGCUCCCUGGCCCGCUGAAGGAUGCUGUUGAAGUGUCGACUUGGAAGAGAUGCUACAGUAUGCAGGAUGUCAACUCUGCUCUCAGCAAGGUGCAGCUCGUGGGCUACUCGCAGAAAGUGGAGCUGUUUGGCGCCGUGCAGGUCACUCCCCUGAGCUCUGGUUACUCAUUGGGUAGCUCUAACUGGAUCAUCCAAUCACAUUAUGAGAAGGUUUCAUACGUCUCUGGCUCCUCCCUCCUCACCACACAUCCACAGCCCAUGGAUCAGAGCUCCCUAAAGAACAGUGACGUUCUGAUUCUGACGGGCCUCACACAGAUGCCAACCGCCAACCCAGAUGGCAUGCUAGGGGACUUCUGCAGUAACCUAGCCAUGACGAUCCGUGCGGGUGGCAACGUGCUGGUGCCAUGCUAUUCCUCGGGGGUGAUCUAUGAUCUCCUGGAGUGUCUUUACCAGUUCAUAGAGAACGCCAAUCUAGGCUCCACCCCCUUCUACUUUAUCUCUCCCGUUGCCAACAGCUCUCUGGAGUUCUCACAGAUCUUCGCAGAGUGGCUUUGUCACAAUAAGCAGUCCAAGGUCUACCUUCCAGAACCUCCUUUCCCUCACGCAGAGCUGAUUCAGACGAACAAGUUGAAGCACUACCCCAGUAUCCAUGGCGACUUCAGCAGUGAGUUCCGGCAACCGUGUGUGGUGUUCACCGGACACCCGUCUCUUCGCUUCGGGGACGUGGUACACUUCAUGGAACUGUGGGGCAAAUCCAGCCUCAACACUAUAAUCUUCACUGAACCAGACUUCUCCUACCUGGAUGCAUUAGCCCCGUACCAGCCCCUAGCCAUGAAGUGUGUGUACUGUCCCAUUGACACUCGCCUCAACUUCCACCAGGUCUCCAAGCUGCUCAAGGAGGUCCAGCCUCUCCAUGUGGUGUGUCCAGAGCAGUACACCCAGCCCCCACCAGCCCAGUCCCACCGCUCAGACCUGAUGCUGGAGCUGCAGCCCCCUCCCAUGCCCUAUCGCCGCUGCUCUGUGCUGGGCCUGCCCUUCAGACGCCGCUGGGAACGCAUCCAGCUGCUGCCAGAGCUGGCCAAAUCCCUAGUGCCCUCUGAGAUCAAACCUGGCAUCUCUGUAGCAACUGUGUCCGCAGUUCUGCAGUCCAAGGAUAACAAGCAUACGCUGCAGCCAGUCCCCAAGCCCCCUCCGCUGCCCCCCAGUAAGAAGAGGAAGCGUGUCGUAGAGGAACCCCCAGAAGUGCUGGCCCCCAAACCCCUGCUCAGUGGAGCUGUACCUCUGGAAGCCUUCUUAGCCAUGCUACACAAGCACGGUAUCACAGAGGUCAAGGUAGAGGAGACAGCAGACGGCCACAUUCUGCACCUGCAGGCCGAGGACACCCUGAUCCAGCUGGAGGAGGACGGGACACACAUUGUGUGUGACGACAACGAGCCACUCCGCACCGCUCUCAGGGACCUGGUGCUGCGCUUCCUCAUGAAACUCUGACCUUUACCCCCUAACUUCAACCUCACCGAUUUUCCUCAAUGUGCGCGUUUGAGUGUUACAUUGCAGUUGGCAGCUGCAGACGGACUGUUCUACAAAUCUGGCAUUCUAAAUGGCUACUUAUUAUAAUUGGAAGAUCAGUCCGUCUAGUCACCAACUGCUAUGUAGUCAAUCUCAAACAUGCGCUUUCUCGGCUUGUCUCCUCUGUUCAGCUGUUGAUGUCAUUGUUGUUUGUUUUGUAUGUAAUUAGGGUGUAUUUUUAUAAAAUACAUUAAGGAAAAAGUUA
Molecule: messenger RNA, 2451 nt
Organism: Salvelinus fontinalis (brook trout)
Lineage: Eukaryota; Metazoa; Chordata; Actinopteri; Salmoniformes; Salmonidae
Gene: ints9
Product: integrator complex subunit 9
Exons: 16
Coding region: 192-2168 (658 amino acids)
Biological process (GO): snRNA processing
Cellular component (GO): integrator complex
Source: RefSeq, a predicted model, not a curated record